AUGCCGAUCCGUCCCGCUACCAGAUCCGAUAUACCUGCCAUGGCGGAAAUAUAUGCCGCAGCUUUCAGGGCCGACCCUUUAUUCCGGUUCCUGUUCCCUUACGUGGACGAACACCCAGAAGCGUUCGUUCAGGCCGCCAGAGAGAACCUUUCGGUGGCGUGGUGGGAUUUUGGCCAAAUUCUCAUGGUGUCGUACAAAGCCAGCCAAGGCAGCCCGGGACAGGGUCAGGACGAGCGGACUGCAUUGCUGGCCAGUGAAGCAGCGAAACAAGAUACUGAAAGCCUAACCCUCACGGGCUUCGCCCAGUGGGAACGGAUGGGCAAAGGAUGGGAGCACCUACAUGGGAUUUGGGGGUGGUGGGAUCCUCGUCUCUUGAUAAAGCCUACGGUGUCGACAUUCUACAGAAUCCGCCGAUACAUUUGGCCCAACAAGGCGGCAGCGCGGCCAACCCCAGAGGAUCCUGACCCCCUGACCAUCUGGAACUUCGUCCCUCGCAUACUUCCUUUCUGCGGUCACUUUUUCAGUGCACCGCAUCGUCAAGUACGCUGGUCAUUGGAGGUUCUAGGCGUCCAUCCCGAUCAUCAAGGCAAAGGGUAUGGGAGAGAGCUUGUAGAGGACGGACUAUUGAGAGCGAAGAAGGACCCGGAAGGAGACCUUCCCGUGUGCGUUGUUGCUGCCGACGGCAAAGAAGCUUUCUACCUCAAGGUCGGGUUCAAUGAGAUAGUUGGGUACACGAGCAAGACGGUCGCGGAGGACGGCAGCGACAAUCCGUUGAGGCAGAAUGGGAUCGGGGGUGGAGCGAUACUCUGGACGAAGUGA
Messenger RNA from Fonsecaea multimorphosa CBS 102226, 819 nucleotides. RefSeq lists its product as uncharacterized. The coding region runs from base 1 to 819 and encodes 272 amino acids. The transcript has 2 exons. Lineage: Eukaryota; Fungi; Ascomycota; Eurotiomycetes; Chaetothyriales; Herpotrichiellaceae. Gene Ontology annotation, molecular function: acyltransferase activity, transferring groups other than amino-acyl groups. The record is from RefSeq and is a predicted model, not a curated record.